AUGUCGGACGUUUUCGUCGCGCUCGUGCGGGUGAAAAAGCGAGAUGGCCGCCUCGAGCUCUCGCCCAAGGGACUGCGCUGGACUGCCGAUGUAGCUCCCGACACGCCAAGCCCUCACGCGCCUAUAGUUGUGCCGUGGAGCACCGUCCAGGGGCAGCAAGUCUCGUCGCUCUCGAGUCCCAAAGCCAUGAUUCGUCUCCGUCUCGCACACAAUGCCACGCUCGUAUUGGAGUUUGUCGCCAAUUGUGGCAACAUGGUGGAAGCGUUUCAAGUGCGGGAACGCGCCAAGGACUUUAUUGCCCAUCGGCUGCGCUCCAAUGGGGCGCGCUCGAAUGCGGCGGCGUUGUGCAGUCCGACCGAGAUCAAGCAACGAGCGGCGCUGCUGGCUGCUAGCCCUACGCUCAAGAGGCAGCACAUGGAGAUGGUGAAUGACGGUCUGAUCUCUGAAGAGGAUUUCUGGGCGAGUCGUCGGCACUUGAUUGCAGGCGAAGCCAGCAAACGGCAGAAGACGGGCAAGACAUCGGCGAUAUUGACGGACUUGGCUGCCGAAAAUGACGCGGGCGGGAACGUGGUCAAGUACAACUUGAACGCAGAAGUUAUUCACCAGAUCUUCGUUCAGUAUCCAGCUGUACACGUGGCGUACCAGGGACAAGUGCCUGAUAAAAUGACGGAAACAGAAUUCUGGGGCGCGUUUUUCAAGUCAAAGUACUUUCAUCGUGAUCGGAAAGCUGGACAUGAAGACAUGUUCACCAAGUAUGAGGAGAAGGAGAAAGAAGAGUCCAAGAAUGUGAGUGUAGACCCUCGUGGUAUUGUGGAUCCCUUGGUUGACCUCACGACGACCGAGGAAGAUGCGGCGGUGCAUCCUGCUAAACGACGGAUAUCUGAGAAGGAAAACCUGUCUGGUAUCACCAUUGCCAAGUUCAAUCGACAUGGUGCUUAUGUGCUUGAUCCAGCGCAUGCAGGAAAACUACAGCAGCAAAGGGCAGGGAGAAGCAAUGCUCAGCAGCCGUUGCCUCAGAAAACGAAGCCCAAAGCAGGUUAUCAUGAUAGUGUGAAGGAGUCAACGCUACUGGACGAUCUACAUGAUCAAGCUCCUCCUCCAUACAACCCGCUUACGUUGGAAGAUGAGUCGCGCUACUUCCAGCAUGCAGAGAAGGAUGCUGCUGGUAAUGGCGAUGCAGCACGUCAGCUUCCUUUAUCCGAUGUGGCAAAGGUGUUUCGAGCGACGUGCAGGGCGCCCAUCAAGCUGGAGAGCGCGUACUCAAGCUCGAAAACAUGCUUUGACGUGCUGGCCGAGGUUGUUGCGUGCUCGGACUCGACAAGCGCUUCAGCUUCAGCCUCUUCAGCGGCAAACCUCGCAAGCGGUAAGUUGGCCGCUGAGUACAUCCCGAACGAGUUCAAGAAGCAGGUGUACACCCAGUUUCACGACGUGUGCGAGCUGCUACGUCACUUUCUGUCUUUCAAGACCAAAGUGGCCGCAGGGGGCGGCCCCGAAGCGCAACGCAAGCUGAACAAGAUUGUGGAAAAGAUGGGCUCGAAGUACGACGAGCUCGUGAAGCUGCGCGAGUCGUUGCCGCCCCACGAGAAGAACCUUCUGGCUCCAUUGCUCAAACCUUUCGACGACCAGCUCAACUUGGCAUUUAUUUAA
Messenger RNA from Peronospora matthiolae, 1647 nucleotides. NCBI's taxonomy places the organism in Eukaryota, Oomycota, Peronosporomycetes, Peronosporales, Peronosporaceae. The record is from the annotation of a GenBank genome assembly.